AACUUUCUGUGUUGUACUCUACUGAACUACGCACACACACAUGUUCACACCUUCAUUCCCUCAAACCUCACUUGUUAAAUCUACUCCACUUUCUUCACACUGGACCCCACUCCACCCAUCAUAAAUAUAUCUAUUCAUUUUACCGUUAAAUUCCUCCUCCUCCUUCUUCUUCUUCCUCUUCACAUACAAACUUCAUCAAUGGCUCCACAAAAACUCUCCAGUUUCUUCCUUAUCUUCCUUGUUUUAUUGCAAUCCCUUUCUUCUGCAGAUUCGCAGGCUUUUAUCGGUGUAAACUACGGCCAAAUUGCCGACAACCUCCCGCCGCCGGCGGAGACGGUGAAACUCAUUCAAUCGACGAGCAUUCAGAAGGUGAGGUUGUACGGAGCGGAUCCGGCUAUCAUAAAAGCGUUGGCGAAUACCGGGAUCGGGAUUGUGAUCGGUGCUUCCAACGGAGAUAUUCCGGCGCUUGCCGCCGAUCCAAAUUUCGCCGGACAAUGGGUUAAUAACAAUAUUUUGGCGUACUAUCCGGCGAGUAAAAUAAUUGUGGUGAAUGUGGGUAACGAAGUCGUGACCUCAGGAGAUCAGAACCUUAUUCCCAAACUAUUGCCCGCCAUGCAAAAUGUCCAAAACGCCCUCAACGCUGCUUCCCUUGGUGGUAGAAUCAAGGUAUCAACGGUACACGCCAUGUCCAUUUUGUCCCAGUCCGACCCGCCUUCUUCCGGGUUAUUCAGUCCAGUAUUUGGGGACUCACUGAAAGCUCUGCUGCAAUUUCACAAGGAAAAUGGUUCGCCUUUGAUGAUCAAUCCAUACCCAUUCUUUGCAUACCAGAGUGAUCCUAGACCUGAAACCUUGGCAUUCUGUCUCUUCCAACCAAAUGCUGGCCGGGUCGAUUCAGGCAACGGUAUCAAAUACAUGAAUAUGUUUGACGCACAGGUUGACGCCGUACGUUCAGCCCUGAAUGCGUGGGGAUUUAAGGAAAUUCAAAUUGUGGUUGCAGAGACAGGGUGGCCAUACAAGGGAGAUCCAAAUGAAGUAGGCCCAAGUAUGGAUAAUGCAAAAGCUUAUAACGGUAACUUGAUAAACCACUUGAGGUCUAUGGUUGGCACUCCAUUGAUGCCUGGAAUAUCAGUCGAUACCUAUAUCUUUGCUCUCUAUGAUGAGGAUUUGAAGCCUGGGCCUGGCUCGGAACGCUCCUUUGGACUUUUCAAGCCUGAUCUUUCCACGACUUAUGAUGCUGGCCUCUCAAAAAAUUCCCAGACUCCUACAGCUCCAGUGACCCCUGCUCCAGCAACACCGACAACUCCAGUAACUCCAGUUACACCAGCACCAAAGCCAACAGGAUCAGCUACUUGGUGCUUGCCAAAGCCAGGAAUUCCUGAUUCUGAAUUACAGUCAAACCUCGACUACGCCUGUAGCAUGGGUAUUGACUGUAGCCCUAUUCAAGAAGGCGGUCCAUGCUUUGAACCAAAUACUGUUGCAUCGCAUGCUGCUUAUGCUAUGAAUGUUAUUUAUCAAACUGCUGGAAGGAAUCCCUGGAACUGCGAUUUCUCUGAGACCGCUUCCCUCACCUCAACAAAUCCUAGUUACAAUGGCUGUACUUAUCCUGGUGGCAACUUAUAACGCAGAGCAUCUAA
This is a messenger RNA of Solanum verrucosum, 1634 nucleotides long. Its product is annotated as glucan endo-1,3-beta-D-glucosidase. The record is from RefSeq and is a predicted model, not a curated record. The transcript has 6 exons. Gene Ontology annotation, cellular component: plasma membrane. Gene Ontology annotation, biological process: carbohydrate metabolic process. Lineage: Eukaryota; Viridiplantae; Streptophyta; Magnoliopsida; Solanales; Solanaceae. The coding region runs from base 199 to 1620 and encodes 473 amino acids. Gene Ontology annotation, molecular function: hydrolase activity, hydrolyzing O-glycosyl compounds.